Messenger RNA from Candidula unifasciata, 570 nucleotides. NCBI's taxonomy places the organism in Eukaryota, Metazoa, Mollusca, Gastropoda, Stylommatophora, Geomitridae. The record is from the annotation of a GenBank genome assembly.
AUGGGCUGUGGCGGCUCCCAGAAACCUGCGCCGCCAAAAGUGGAUGAUGACCCCCCGGAUCCGACAACAGGACUGACGCUGAAGGAUGUAAUAAUGAUAGAGAACUCUUGGAAAAUUAUAGGCAACAGGACUACGCUCAAGCAGAACGCUGUAGGGUUCUUUCUGAUAUUGUUUGAAACCUACCCGCACAUGCAAGACAGAUUUGUGCUGUUCAAAGACAAGACACUGGACGAGCUGCGGACGAGUCCCGAGAUGAAAGCCCACGCCACAAGUGUUUUCUAUGCUCUCACCUCGUAUGUAGAUAACGUAGACGAUCCAGAGAUGUUGGUUGGCCUCGUCAGGAAAAUUUCAGUCUCCCACUUUUGCAAAAAAAUACCUGCUGAUGAUUUUGAUAAACUUCGAAUAGUAUUUCUCAACUUCGUGAAAUACUUACUGGGUGACAAGUACACACCGGAGAUUGAACAAGCCUGGGACAAACUUUUGAGGGCCCAAACUGCAGUUUUUAAGCAGAUAGAAGAGGAAAUGUUAAGCAAACAGGAAACACAAGAAAUGCCAAAGACUGACAUAUAG